Messenger RNA from Acipenser ruthenus (sterlet), 1860 nucleotides. RefSeq names its product ral guanine nucleotide dissociation stimulator-like 1. Gene Ontology annotation, biological process: signal transduction. Bases 197 to 799 code for a protein of 200 amino acids. Lineage: Eukaryota; Metazoa; Chordata; Actinopteri; Acipenseriformes; Acipenseridae. The record is from RefSeq and is a predicted model, not a curated record. The transcript is spliced from 5 exons.
GUCUCAGAUCAGACAGCUGCAGGGGUCCUGCUUGCAAUACAAGCUGAACGAUCACCCAGAGAUCAGCUCCUGGCUGCGCAGUUACAAGAGGCUGUCUGAAAGGGAGAGCUACGACCUGUCCCAAGAGGUGGAGCCCCCUGUGGACUCCUAUCCUGCCUCCACUGGAACCUGGAACCACCGGACCCUGGCCAAGAAGAUGAUCUGGCUGCUGAUGGGCUCAGAGGGGUCCGGCUCUAAAUCCAGUCCGGACCUGGUCAGUCUCACCUCCUCGGGAUCCAACGGGUCCGAAACGGAAGAUCUCACCGUACCCAGCUCCCCUCGCCGAGCAAAGCACAUGGUACGACCCUGGGUCCUGUCUGGCUGCUCUCGGGAUCUGCGUGACGAUGUCUUCAGCUCCUCCGAGCCCUCCAGCCCCCUCCCCUUCCUCCAUCCACUCCAGCACCGCCGCUCCGCCUCCAUGACCUCACUUCCUGUCUACAACCAGCAGAUCGACGACUCGUGCAUCGUGCGGGUCAGCGUGGAGUCCAGCAACGGAAACCUUUACAAGAGCAUCCUGCUGACCAGUCAGGAUAAAACGAUGUCAGUGAUCCAGCGAGCUCUACAGAAACACAACGUGGAAAGUGUGCGUUCCGAGGACUUCCAGCUGAGCCAGGUCCUGCCAGGGGGCAAAGAGCUGAUCAUCCCAGACAAGGCCAAUGUGUUCUACGCCAUGUGCACCUCGGCCGAUUACAACUUCAUCCUGAAGAGGAGGCGGGGCCACAAGACUCCACCCACCCCCACUGCGGGGUGGAAGAAGUAGAACUGCUGCCCUCUAGCUGUGGGGAGGACAAACGACAAAAAUGAAGUCUAUCCUAUUUGAAUGUAAUGCAAGCAAAUAAGAACCAGAAAUGACUGCAAACCCAAACAAAACCUGCUUUUCUGAAGCUAUUUUAAAUGUCUGGCGCUCCGACAAGACUGACCGCUGAUUGACCACUGUCUUCAUUUCCAAGAAUAAGAAAUUCACGAUGGCUACGAGCCCAACACAAGAGUUCACUGCUGUGUUCAGAGUGACACUGCGUGCGAUUGCAGGCAGGCUUCCCCACACCCAAUCGAAUAAACCCUGCAAGAGAACGAGGAUGGAAACUCAACUGGUUUGCAUGUUCUCUUUUAAAACUGAAGGCUUCACGUUGCUAAAGCAAUAACACAUCGUAAGGAAAUGUCAUAAUAACGCCUGCAGCUACUGGCAUGUAGGAAAAAACGUCGCUUAGUUUUUAGGUAUCAAGUUCCACGUGUUUCAACAAAGACCUUAACCCCCUGUCAGCCAGUUUGGGUGUUCUGUUGCCGUGGAGACGCCCUGUUUUGUUGCUGUGGAGAUGCCCUGUUUUGUUGCCGUGGAGACGCCCUGUUUUGUUGCCGCGGAGACGCCCUGUUUUGUUGCCGUGGAGGCGCCCUGUUUUGUUGCCUUGGAGACGCCCUGUGGGCAGCCGUAGCCAGGCAGUGGAAUCCUGAUAUAACAGCACAUAAUGAAGGAUAUUUAUUGAAGCUGUGUUUAGAUAUGUGUGUUUAGUUAAACUUGUACAUGUUUAUUGCUGUGUAUUUAAUUUAUGGUGUGCCUGUUUCAAACGUUCUGAUUGAAUUACUUGCCUUUUGUCUGCGAUUGCCGGUCGGACAACAAUAUCGAAACUCCUGCCAUAUGCACCACAUACUUUUAUAUAAAACGUAGACUCGCUCGCUGACAUGUUCAGUCAGUGCCGUCCUGGACUACCCACGCUGGCCCCACACCCUAUUGACAAUGUUAUGGCGGGUCAUCCACUUGUUUGGGCUGUGCUUGUCCAGUGUGUGGAUAAGAGUAUCUUGAUAAUGAAUAAAGGCAUUUGUUCA